AUGUAUCAGGUUAUAAGAGGACUUAUACUAACGGAUUCCCGAUGCUGGGAUCCCGACAGUCAAAGGUCAUACCAGGACCUGUUCGAUAAACUGGACACCAACAAGGAUGGGAAGGUGGAUGUUGCCGAAUUGAGAGCAGGCCUAACCGCAAUGGGUAUAUCAUUCCGCAAAGGUGCAGCGCAGGUAAAUGUACAUGCAAUGCAGAGCCAUGCUGUUCUAUUUCCAAGCAACCUAUUACAUUCUUAUUAUACAUAACUCAAUGAUUCAAUUGGGAGUGGGACAUUAGUUUGGGUGCCAGUUCGCUUUCUGCUCUCUUACCAACUCCUUAUGGAAUUGUCAUGCAAAACAUUGGCUUUACAAUGACAAUGGAGUAGGCAAAAGCACAAACAUAUCUGGGACCAGGCUAGUGGGACAUAUGGGUAGCAAUUAAAUGAGCAUAUGCCUAAAAAUAUGCCAUUCUCAUUCGCUUAGCCUGUUCAUCCAUUCACCCAUACGUAGGGCAUUGUCCUAUAGUAUAUGCAUGUUUCCUGUAAAUAGAACAUAAAACCUGCAUGUACUUUAUAUAAACUAAGUACUGUUCUUUCUCAACUUUAGCCUUCUAACCAGUUCCUCCCCUGUCACGGGUAAUAUCCAGGAGAGAUAAAGCACUAGUGUUACAGUGCCUGGGGUUAUCAGAGCAGGCAUGGGCCCGUAUCCACAAAAUCUCUCAGAGUAUGAGUGCUGAUCUACACUUAGAAAUAAAGGUGCUCUCUAGAACCUAAAAGGAGAACCCUUUAAAGAACCCUUGUUUAUUCCAGGGAGAACCCUUUUGGUUCCAAGUAGAACCGUUUUGGGUUCCAUGUAGAACCUUUUCCACAUAGGGUUCUACAUGGAACUCAAAAUGGUUCUACCUAGAACCAAAAAGGGUUUUACCUGGAACCGAAAAGGUUUCUCCUAUAGGGACAGCCGAAGAACCCUUUUGAAACCCUUUUUUCUAAGAGUGUAGAAUUAGUUUAGCCUUUUAGAUCAUAAUGAAUACGACUAAAUGGACAGAUGGGGACCUGAUCGUAGAUCAGCACUCCUACUCUGAGAUGGUUUGUGGAUACAGGCCUGGGGCUGGUUUAACUUGUGGGACACAGGUAGGUUUCAUCAUCAAUAUGACAUCUACACAAUAGUUACUCACUUUCAUCACUAGCCUUUUCUCUCUUCGAACAAUGUUGCACUAGUUCUCAGAGAAAUAGUAAAAACUGAGAACUAGUGCAACAUUGUUCGAAGGAGAGAAAAGGCUACUUCAUCCGCAGUAUCAGGGAAUGAAAACAGAUCUAUUGGUUUGUGUUACCAGCUACAGUGGAACAUACCCACCCCAUUGACUUAGCCAUCUCCAGACAGUAUGAAAUAUUCAUUACCAUUCAGUCAUGUGCACAACAUGCUAUUGUAGCUCCACAGUUACAUUUACAUUUACAUUUUAGUCAUUUAGCAGACACUCUUAUCCAGAGCGACUUACAGUUAGUGAGUGCAUACAUUUUUCAUACUGUUACAUGAACUCUAUAACAAUACACAGUAUAGGAACGUUAUACUGUUCCUGUCUUCGUGAGGGUUUCCUGAGUCUUGUGUGAUGAGUAACCUUGCAAAGUAGCUUGCUUCAUAAGCAAUGAAUGGUUAAACUUACUACAGUGAGGCAAAUACAAUAACCCUCUCAUUUGUGUCUGCACAGAAAAUUGUAUCGUCCGGUGACAAAAACAAAGAUGGAGGGCUUGACUUCAACGAGUUCAACAAAUAUCUGAAAGAGCAUGAGAAGAAACUGCACCUUACGUUCAAGAGCUUGGACAAAAACAACGACGGUAUUAUCAUUUUUAAAAUGUAAAGUUUAUUUGAAUAGUUUAGGGAAGAACAGCACAUGAUGAGACCUGUCAGAAUGACACAAUUCUCAUAACAAUGUAAUAAUAUCACUGUUCUAUAACAACAAGGCAUCAGCAUUUAACUACAGAAUGUACUUAAACUAAACAUCGAAAUGGCUCCAUCAUUUCCUCCAGGGCACAUCGAUGCCUCUGAAAUUAAGCAGUCCCUUGAAGAGCUGGGCAUGGACAUCACCCAGGAAGAAGCACAGACCAUCCUACAAAGGUUUGUCCUCAUAAAUCACACAUUGCUUGCAUUUUGUACUCUAAGCUAGGUCUGCACAAUUAAUUGAAUUUACAUCGAAAUUGACAUGUGCAAUAUCCAUAUCGCAAGAGAUCCAUAUCGCAAGAGAUCCAUAUCGCAAUAUUUUGAAACGCAUCUCAGCCGCGGGUAACGCCCGCUUUUACUCCAUGUUUUUCUCCUCUUGUGGCUGCUUCCCACACACAACAAACCCCUGCCCCAUGUCACUCAAGCAGUGCAGUUCCUCCUCCUCGCUGUUCGAUUCACUAUACAUUUCCAUGCGGCUCUGUUGGGUCGCAUGCAGUCAACCGAAUGGUCCAAACCAGCUUUCCACUUUGCUUCUUAAUAGAAGUCAUUCUAUUGCUAUUAUUCCAACAGAUCACCCAAGCGUUUUGAUUUUUAUCGCACAUCAAAUCGCAAUCGAAAUAUUUGAAAAAAAGAUUUGCCCAUAUCGUGCAGCCCUACUCUAAGCAUUUAGAUUCAACUAAUCAGAAAACCAUUGAUUUUUUGAGUCAGAGUGUUAGUGCUGGGCUGCAACAAAGGUAGUAAAGUUGGCUAAAGCAGAAGCAGCAUGGCAACCAGGCUAGGACUGUUACUAUCCUACUCUUUGACCUCAUAUCUUGUCUGCAGCAUGGACAUCGAUGGUACCAUGAUGGUGGACUGGAACGAGUGGAGGGAUCACUUCCUGUUCAACCCUGCCCAUAACCUGAACGAGAUCGUACGCUACUGGAAACACUCCACGGUGAGUGGGUCACCCAGUCCUAGUGCACACAAACAAAGCACUGUGACGAAUACUGAGUAUACGAAGAGGCAGGACGCAGACGCAGGACUUAACAAGGUCAAGGUUAACUUAACAAUGAGAAAGAGAAAUAACAAAGAGAGAGUAAACGACACGAAGCUGAACAAUCACACACAACAUCAUCCAGAACAGUCCAGGGCUAAAUAGGGGUGGUGAUGAGAUGAUGAGGUGCAGAUGCGUUGGGUUUCCAUUCCGGUGUUGCUGAGGUUGUGCGCUCAGACCAGUGGUUCAGUAGACCGGGGCGAAUCAGAGCGCCGGAGGGGAGCAGACGUGACAAUCACAGACAUCCAUCCCUUGAAGGAAUGAGUGAACUUGAUGGGUAUAAGCAACAAUAUGGGAUAAAAACUCCUAUUCAAUAUUUGAAAUCUAUUAAGGGCCAUCAAUAAUUCAGAUUGUGAUAAUGUUUGUGUCUGUCUUUGGACCGUAUUAAUUUUUUAAUUUUUUUUCUCAUUUAGCAGACGCUCUUAUCCAGAGCGACUUACAUGAGCAAUUAGGGUUAAGUGCCUUGCUCAAGGGCACAUCGACAGAUUUUUCACUUAGUCGGCUCGGGGAUUAGAACCAGCGACCUUUCGGUUACUGGCACAACGCUCUUAACCACUAAGCUACCUGCCGCCCCGAGGUGAUGUGAAUGCAUUGACCAAUAGUCUCACCACAGUGCUCAAAUAAUCAGAUACAGAUUACCUAAAGCAGCGUGCAGAUCAAGCAGUACAGUGAAUGUAGGCGUUCUAGAAUAAUCUCUGUUUGCAAUACCCAUUUAACUGUCAAACUGUGUGGAGUACAAUGCUGUUUCCACUUUGACUUUGACUUUCAUUUGAAACAUUUACAGUUUUGCUUAUCUCAAAUGGGGUUAUCUUGCAAAGUUUAUUUCUAGCAAAUAGUGAGCCGCUUCCAUAACGUACUGCUGAGACUACCUGCUAAAAUGGUGUUACUCUUACUGCUUGUGGUGGGAUACAGAUGUAGUAUCUUCAUUUGAUCACUCUGUUACUGAGAAUGUUCCUGUGCCGCAGGAAAUUCAAAUGAGCCUAGUGAUUUACAUAAAUUCACAGAACACCUGCAGUUCUCUUUCUACAUUUACAUUUAAGUAAUUUAGCAGACACUCUUAUCCAGAGCUACUUACAGUUAGUGAGUGCAUACAUCUUUCAUACUGGCCCCCCGUGGAAAUCGAACCCACAACCCUGGCGUUGCAAGCGCCAUGCUCUACCAACUGAGCUACAGUUCUCUCUCUCGCUCGCUCAAACGCUAAAGCACCAGACAUAAUAAAUGUCCUACUACUGUAGGUCCUCCUACUGCGACAUUAAAAGGUACAAAAAUGUAUCUGAAAUGCAGUCGUACACAUCAACAACCGCUGUUUUUAUAUAGCUUAAUAACAUAAGAUAGAUAUUGGUCUCCACUACGACAUUCAAGUGUAUCCAAAAUGGACCUAAACUGCAGCCUACUGUAGCCUAUCAAAACACAUUUCCUGUUAGAAAUUAUCACUUUUUUUAGAGAAUAUUCUAAUCGUCCUGCUGCAGGAUUAUGUUACUCCUUUGGCGAAACUGGUCAAAUGAAGAUACUACAUCUGUAGCAGGCGUUGGUAUACAGUUUCAGCAGUGUAUGAGAAUAGGCCUGCUGGUUGGGGAGGUAGGAGUCUGGUUAGGCCUUAUCACUGUGAUGAACACAUCUAUUACUUACUAUAGCAUGAAGGUUAUCUUAUGGGCCUAACUGAUGAAGAAUGGGAAGUUGGAACAACAUUUUACAUGUUUACAUUUUUAGUCAUUUAUCAGAUGCGACUUACAGUUAGUGAGUGCAUACAUUUUUCAUACUUACAUGAAAUACAUACUGAAAAGUUUACUAUAAGAAUGAUUACAAUAAUAAAUGUAUUGAUCAUUCAGAAUUCCUGUCCCAGCAGUUUGGCACCUGUUCAAGCUAAUAUUUUUUAUUCACCAGGUGCUGGACAUAGGAGAGAGCAUUGCCAUCCCUGAUGAGUUCACUGAGGAGGAGAAGACCUCGGGGGGCUGGUGGAAACAGCUGGCUGCCGGGGCGAUGGCCGGGGCGGUCUCCCGCACAGGCACCGCCCCCCUGGACAGGGUGAAGGUCUUCAUGCAGGUAGAGUACUGGAAAGGUUGUCACAAUCUGACCACUCUAAGGAGGCCAAAAGUAGACCGCUUUAUAUUAUUUUUGUAUUUAAUAUUUGUAUUUAACCUUUAUUUAACUAGGCAAGUCAGUUGAGUACAAAUACUAACUUCUAACUAUAACCCUUAUCACAAAUCUUACACCUUUUGUUUUGAGUUUUUCGCUUACAAAGUAAAGUGUUUUUGAGACCUACAACCCCUUACAAAGUAAAGUGUUUGAGACAUAGUGAAAAGCACUAUAUGAAUGCUACCUAUCCAUCAGUAUCGUGUAAUGUACAACACCUGUGGUUAUGUUUCAGGUCCACUCCUCCAAGUCCAACCGGAUCACCCUGUUGGGAGGAUUCAAACAGAUGAUUAAGGAAGGGGGCGUAGCCUCACUAUGGCGAGGGAAUGGAAUCAACGUGUUAAAGAUCGCCCCUGAGACCGCUAUCAAAUUCAUGGCCUACGAACAGGUUGGACACUGUUUUAUAUCAGAGAGAGAGAGAGAGAGCGAGAGAGGAAGAGAGAGAGAGAGAGAGAGUGCGUCUAGGUCUAUUAGCGUAUAUAGCUUAUCUGAGAGCUAUGGCGCGUCUCUCGCUGCUCUUCCUCUUCUCUCUCUCUCUCUCGCUUCUCUCUCUCUCUUUCUCUCUCUCCUCUCUCUCUUUCCUCUCUUUCUCUCUCUCUCCCUCUCCUCUCUCUCUCUCCUCUCUCUCUCUCGCUCUAUCUCUCUCUCUCGCUCUCUCUCUCUUCUCUCUCUCUCUCUUCUCUCUCUCUCUCUCUCCUCUUCGCGCUCUCUCUCUCUCCUCUCUCUCUCUUUCCUCUCUCUCUCUCUCUCUCUUCUCUCUUCUUCGCUCUCUCUCUCUCCUUUCUCUCUCUCUCUUCUCUCUCUCUCUCUCUCUCUCUCUCUCUUUUCUUCCUCUCUUCCCUUUCAUCUUUCUCUCUCGUCCCUCGCUUCACUCUCUCCUCUACUAAUAAAAAGGUAAGCACCAGUGUGUUGUCUUCAUGGCGUAUCUCUCCUAUCAGUAUAAGAAGCUGCUGACGCCAGAGGGAGGGAAGGUCCAGACCCACCAGAGGUUCAUGGCUGGCUCUCUGGCAGGAGCCACAGCACAGUCGUCCAUCUACCCCAUGGAGGUGAGGCCACCUACCAGUGUCACUUUCAGGUCUCUGGAAUUCAUUGAAUCAAGUAUUCUAUUAACAUUCCAAAGACAUUGCCGUCUUCUGUGUUCAAUUUCAUCAAGUGGCAUUCAUGAAACAUUUUAUCUUGGUGAGAGAUAUAUGUCCCUGAAAUGAUACUUCUCAGAUAUACAGUGAGCUCCAAAAGUAUAAGUAUUGGGACAGUGACACAUUUCUGGCUCUGUACUCCAGCACUUUGGAUUUGAAAUGACACAAUGACUAUGAGGUUAACGUGCAGACUGUCAACUUUAAUGUGAGGGUAUUUUCAUCCAUAUUGGGUGGACCGUUUAGAAAUUAGAGCACUUUUUAGGGGACUUAAAGUAUUGGGCCAAAUUCACUUCUAUGUGUAUUAAACUGUAGUCAGAAGUAUUUGGUCCCAUAUUCAAAGCAUGCAAUGACUACAUCAAGCUUGUGACUCUACAAAUUUGUUUUGGUUGUGUUUCAGCUUAUUUUGUGCCCAAUAGAAAUGAAUGGUAAAUAAUGUCUCCUGUCUCCUGAGUGGCGCAGUGGUCUAAGGCACUGCAUCGCAGUGCUAGCUGUGCCACUAGAGAUCCUGGUUCGAAUCCAGGCUCUGUCGCAGCCGACCGGGAGACUCAUGGGUGGCGCACAAUUGGCCUAGCGUUGUCCAGGGUAGGGGAGGGAAUGGCCGGCAGGGAUGUAGCUCAGUUGAUAGAGCAUGGUGUUUGCAACGCCAGGGUUGUGGGUUCGAUUCCCACGGGGGACCAGUAUGAAAAAAAAGUAAUAAUUAUUUAAAAAAAUAUAUGUAUUCACUAACUGUAAGUCGCUCUGGAUAAGAGCGUCUGCUAAAUGACUUAAAUGUAAUGUAUUGUGUCAUUUUGGAGUCACUUUUAUUGUAAAUAAUAAUUGUAAAUACCCCCAAGACAUGCUAAACUCUCACCAUUACAAUAACAGUUAGCAUUUUUGGGGGGGUAAGAUAUUUGUGCAUGUGUAACUUUCUCACUAUUCAUGAUUCAUUCAGAAUGAUCCGUAAUCAUGGUAGCAUCCACAUUCAUGUAGAAGUGUUUAGAAAUAUUAUAUUCUUAAAUGCAAUAAAAGUAACUCCAAAAUGACACAAUACAUUAUUUACCAUUCAUUUCUAUUGGGCACAAAAUCAUCUCAAACCCAACCAAAACAAACUGCAAAUGCAUCCAACAAGUUUGUAGAGUCACAAGCUUGAUGUAAUCAUUGCAUGCUGGGAAUAUGGGACCAAAUGCUUAACUUUUGAGUUAAGUUUACAGUUUACAGUUUAAUACACAUAGAAGUGACAUUUGGCCCAGUACUAUAAGGGCGGUGACUAUCUACAAGACGUGCUGUAAUUUCUAAACGGUUCACCCGAUAUGGAUGAAAAUACCCUCAAAUUAAAGCUGACCAUUUUUAUUUUUUUUAAUGUACAUGAUUAAGUAGCAGAUGGUUUAAUUAGUCAAAUAUUUAUUUCAGUGCUGCUGGAGAGCUUUGACAGUAAAUAGGUGAUUUUUUAAUGUCCCAUAUUUUUCGGCUUCAAUCAAUAAAGUAGUAAUAGAUGCAUUUUGAUUGUCAUUUAUAACCUCAUAGUCAUUGGAUCAUUUCAAAUCCAAAGUGCUGGAGUACAGAGCCAAUACAACAACAAAAAUGGUCACUGUCCCAAUACUUUUAGAGCUCACUGUAUCUUGAACUUAAAAGUUGAAACAAGAGUGCAACUCUUUGUGUUGUUACUAUGUAAGUACAUGACAAGUAAGCAACGUAAAAAGGCUCAAACUUCCGUCCCGCUAGAUACUAACAUUAGAUUGCACACCAUUCAUUUUGGCUUCUCGAAAAGCAGUGCAUUUACACGAUAAGACACUGUUAUGUUUUAUCAACCCCCCCCCCCUCCCUCUCUCUCUCUUGUUCCCUCUCUAUUUCUUUCUCUCUCGCUCUGUUUCCUCUUUUUAGGUCAUGAAGACCAGACUGACUCUAGGGAAAACUGGCCAGUAUAAUGGAAUGUUUGACUGUGCCAAGAAGAUUCUGAGGAAAGAGGGCAUCAAAGCCUUCUAUAAAGGCUACACUCCCAACAUGAUAGGCAUCAUUCCCUAUGCUGGGAUCGACCUAGCUGUUUACGAGGUAUGUAGACUGAGGGUUUAUAUCACUGAGUCAAUGCUAUUUCACAUUCCACAUUACAGUACCACAAUGAUUUACAGUUCACUAACAUGUAUUACUGAAAAAGAGAAAUCCAUAAUCUUGGAAGUUUUUCAGGACUCAAGAAUGCAAUCUAGUGAAUCCACUAAAUUGCAUUUAUCUAUUCUAAAUGAGGGAAGGCUAACAACAUUAAUGUGACCACUGUCUGAAUACAGAUUUCCUGUGGUGCCAGUCACAUCCAUAAAUGAUCCUUGUCGAUUACCCCACCCUGUCUUUGUGUACCCUAGAGCCUGAAGAAUGCCUGGUUGUCCAGCUAUGCCAAAGACACAGCCAACCCUGGUAUCCUGGUGCUGUUAGGCUGUGGCACCAUCUCAAGCACGUGUGGCCAGCUGGCCAGCUACCCCCUCGCCCUGCUCCGUACACGCAUGCAGGCACAAGGUAACAAAUGACAAUACAAAUGCAUCUGUUACUACUUUAUUGAUUGAAGCCGAAAAACAUGGGACAGCACUGAAAUAAAUACUUGACUAAUAAAACCAUCUGCUACUUAAUCAUGUAAUUAUUAUUAUUUUCUUCUCAGUGGUAAAAGAGAGAGAUCCUGAUAUACCCUGAUGAAGACAGCUUGUCUGUCGAAACGUUGGUUGUUAGGAUAUUAAAUUAUUGCAUCUGAGCUUCUUCUCCUUUUCUUUUUCAAGUGUUCUACUCCAUUAGCCAGCACCUCGCCUAAAUAGGUGGGCGUUUCUUUCGCUUCUAUAAAAGAGAGAGAUCACCUGAUUUCCAUGAGAGAGAAACUAAAUGCAAACCUGAGGAAGUGAGUGUGAACACACACACACUAACCUUUUAUUUUACUCCUGCAUCCUUUCUUUCAUUAUCUGUUUCACAGCAACUCUGGAUGCGUCAGACAAGUCCACCAUGAGUGGCCUAGUGAAGGGGAUACUGGCUAACGAGGGGUUCUUUGGACUCUACCGGGGUAUCCUGCCCAACUUCAUGAAAGUAAUUCCUGCUGUGAGCAUCAGCUAUGUGGUCUACGAAUACAUGAAGACCGGCCUGGGGAUCUCCAAAUGA
Messenger RNA from Coregonus sp. 'balchen', 9330 nucleotides. The record is from the annotation of a GenBank genome assembly. Lineage: Eukaryota; Metazoa; Chordata; Actinopteri; Salmoniformes; Salmonidae.